GUAGUUAGCCAGUGAGGGACAGUCGUUUCUUUUUUUUUCUUCCCCCACAUGAAACCUCUUUCGAAAGCUGCUCUACUGGUUACGCUUAAACCCCGGAAACACAGAGAGGAUGGAGAGAGACUCUGCUCCGCAAAUUUAAAUAGUUUAUCGUUCAGAUAAAUAUCAGAAACAGAAUCUGUCAAGUCGCUACAGCAUAUAUUCAUCAGCCAAGAUGUCUGCGUCAGCUAUUUUUAUUCUGGACCUGAAAGGCAAGGUGCUGAUAUGUCGGAAUUACAUGGGGAAUAUGAAUAUGGGUGAGAUUGAUCACUUCAUGCCCAUUCUAAUGAAGAUGGAGGAGGAAUCUGAACUCUGUCCUGUGCUGAACCAUGGAUCGACCCAUUUCCUCUGGAUUAAACACAGCAACCUCUACUUGGUUGCAAUGACUAAGAAGAACUCCAAUGCAGCCCUUGUGUAUUCAUUUCUGUACAAAAUAGUUGAGGUUUUCACGGAGUAUUUCAAGGUACUGGAGGAGGAGAGCAUCCGGGACAACUUUGUGACUGUGUAUGAACUCAUGGAUGAGGUGAUGGACUUUGGCUUCCCCCAGACCACAGAAAGCAAGAUCUUGCAGGAGUACAUCACCCAGCAGGGACACAAGCUGGAGGUUGGGGCUCCACGGCCCCCGGCCACAGUCACGAACGCCGUGUCCUGGAGGUCAGAGGGCAUCAAGUACCGCAAGAAUGAAGUCUUUAUGGAUGUCAUUGAAUCUGUCAACUUGCUGGUCAGCGCCUCGGGCAGUGUCCUUCUCAGCGAGAUCGUAGGCUGCAUCAAGCUCAAAGUCGUCCUGUCUGGCAUGCCCGAGCUUCGCCUGGGCCUCAACGACAAAGUGCUGUUCGAGAUCACGGGCAGGGAGAAGAGCAAAGCAGUGGAGCUUGAGGAUGUGAAGUUUCACCAGUGUGUCCGUCUCUCGCGCUUCGAGAAUGACCGCACCAUCUCGUUCAUCCCGCCUGAUGGCGAAUCAGAGCUUAUGUCCUACCGUCUUAACACCACGGUGAAGCCUCUCAUUUGGACCGAGAGCGUGAUCGAGAAGUUCUCCCACAGUCGAGUGGAGAUCAAGGUGAAGGCACGCAGUCAGUUCAAGAGUCGAUCCACGGCCAACAACGUGGUCAUCCUGGUGCCGGUGCCCAGUGACGCCGAUUCGCCCAAAUUCAAAACCAGCACGGGCCAGGCCAAGUGGGUCCCGGAGAAGAACGCUCUGGAGUGGACCAUCAAAUCCUUCCCUGGGGGGAAGGAGUACAUGAUGAGAGCUCAUUUUGGACUGCCUAGUGUGGACAGUGGUGAACUGGAGGCAAAGCGACCAGUCACAGUCAAGUUUGAGAUCCCUUAUUUCACCGUCUCUGGAAUCCAGGUUCGCUAUCUGAAGAUUAUUGAGAAGAGUGGUUACCAGGCUCUGCCAUGGGUGCGUUACAUCACACAAAGUGGAGAUUACCAGUUGCGGACAAAUUAGGAAGGACCCAAACACACCAGUGGAUCGUUACUGCCUUGGAUCUCUUUUUUUCUGGACAUUCCAAUACGCCGACAGGAGAGGACCAAGACGGAAUAAGUAAAUCAAAUGACUUGAAUUAAGCAAAAAACACCAGCUUUUAUCCCUUCCAGAUGCAGAACACUGCCUCUGUGAGUGGUCCUCCCACCUGCAGAGACUCUUUUAUCUUUUUUACCUUUUAAAAGUGACUCUGGACUCAGCAGUGAGGACUCCUAACCUCUUCCGUUUUUAUUUUAUGAUUGGACUUUACUGUCUAUUACAGUCUGUGUGUUUUAAUGUAAGUAGUGUAAUAUCUGCAGGAUCGUUGAGGACGGGAAUGCUUAUCCCAUCCGAUCAGGUGUCUUUGGUUGAUGGAGUGCGUCUGAUCUGAGGUUACCCUGUAUGGUUUUAUUACUUUGAGGGCUGUAAGCAUUAUAUCCCAAGCCCAUGAAAUGAACACCAAGAGCACAAGAUCAAUGAUUAAUAAGGCUUGGCUUUGCCAAAGCAAUGCUGUAACUCUAUAUCCAAACUAGAGACUUUGUAUCACCAGCUGAAUAAGACCAGAGAUCUGAACUAUGCAGUCACUUUCCUUACUUUCUCAUGUCAAUUGUAAACAGAGCACGGCUCAAGACAGACAAAAACUACACUCUGACUUCAACCCAAAGUCAGUAUUUGAAAAGGUUCCAAGAUGAAAUGCCGUAGCCAGAAAUGACUUGCACUUCCAAUGACGAUGCUAAUUUGAGUCAUAACGAUGCCAAUGAACAUUCUCCUUUUCAGAAAACUGGCAGAAUUGAGAGACUCUCUCCCAGGGAUAUUAAUGCUGUGCUUCCUAAGUUCUGACACCCCCUCACACAUUCAGUUUUUUUCCGGCCAUCUUGGCAGGUGCGGCCAAAGGGAAGAUGCUUUCAUAAUGCUGCCCCCUUCAGUAUGCAUCACACUCUAUGCCUUAUCAGUGAUGGUCCCUGCCUGGUGGAAUACUGUAGGCUUUACUGCAGAGGCAGCAGAAUUCAUUAUUUGUUGUUGGUAUGAAGACUAAACUUUUUUGGAUGACUUAUGCUGCACACAGCGCAGUGUGAUAACCUCCUAAUAUUUAUUCCACACUGUCGCACAAUAUUAGAUGUGCUUUUUACAUGUUUAUUUAAUAAAGAUGUUAUACAUUUAUGGGGCAUUCAAAGGGUCAUUUUGAGAAAAAUAAAUAAAUGAAUUCAUUUUAUCAGCAUGUUUGAAA
Messenger RNA from Clupea harengus (Atlantic herring), 2726 nucleotides. RefSeq names its product adaptor related protein complex 1 subunit mu 3 (gene ap1m3). The record is from RefSeq and is a predicted model, not a curated record. Gene Ontology annotation, biological process: vesicle-mediated transport; intracellular protein transport. Gene Ontology annotation, cellular component: clathrin adaptor complex. Lineage: Eukaryota; Metazoa; Chordata; Actinopteri; Clupeiformes; Clupeidae.